AUGACAAACAUCACACGAUACCUUGUCAACGUAAGUCUCACGUAAGUCUGAUGCUGUUAUAUGCAUCGUCCUUCAAUUUCUCACUUCGCUCUUUUCCCCCUCUUUUUGCAGCACCUGUUGACGUUCUCACUCCAGAAUGGAGAAGUGCAAAGUGUGGAGGAAGCACAGGCCCGUCUGUCUUUCCUGGCCCAGAACAAGAAACUGUGGAGUCAACAGAUGUUCCUGGAUGUUGGAGCAGAGGCCAUUCAACUACGGGACAUCCAGAGCCAGGUGAGGCCAGAUGCAUCAUGGGCUUUAAAAUUUCAAUUUAUUGCAACCAACUUAUUUUUUAUGUCAGCUAGCUUAAAACAGCUUCUACAGAAAUUAUUCACAAGAGCCUAAACAUGGUAUGGGUGUGAAAUGAAUGAUAAUAAGCAGACUGAUGGAUAAAUAACAAAAUAAACAAAACAGUAAAAGAAGAAUUUUCAAUACAGGAAUAAAAGGAAAGAAAAACAAAUUUAGUCAUGUAGGGAACAAAGAAAACUUUAAAGCUCCUGUGUCGAGAAUCGCAUGUGUGACUUACAAGAGAAAUCAAGACUAUGGGCUCUAUUUUCAUGUACGCCGGUGAGGCGACGGAGGGCGGCGAGCCCCGCGCAGUUGUAUUUUCGUCUGGCGCAACCCGGCGUACAUUUUCGUCGACGGAGGCGAACCGAGAUCCGCCAAGCUGGGCGUGGUGGCAUGGCAGGGGGAGGUGUCGACAGAAUCAGCGGGCGCAGUGACAUUUUCAUGCUCGCCACCGGCGUGUAAAGUGUGCUGAAAGCUCGCCGAUUCAAACCUGGUCAGUUUUCAGCGCAGGUGGAGCGCAGCUGGUCUAGUAGUAUUUUGGCAGACCGGCGGCGUAUCUGCAUACGUCACUGAUGCCUCACCGGCAGGUUUCCGCAGUGUCAGGCACAUUUCAGUGCAAUAAAUAAUCAUCAACAACUAUUAAUCUGAGUCAGACCAUACAUUUAGAUCUGUAUCGAUAAAUUCUGAUCUAUAUAUCUUAUCUGAUGAGCGCGUUUGGCACGUGUUUGGACACACAACCUGACCGAAUCAACACAGCUGAAAUAGCUUUAAAUUAAAUUAAAUAUCUAGUAAAUAGACACACAUGAUGAAGUUUACUAGAUAUGUAAUUCGUCUCCCUCCUUUUCUUUUUUCCUCUUCCUCUUAUUUCUUGCACAGCUCAACCUGGACACGUCUCCGUGUCCUCUCUCCGUUCUGCUGCAGCGGCGGCUGAACAGAUGAUUUGUUUCAGUGCUCAGAUGCGUUAUCUACUUUAAGCCGACAUACAGAUAUUAUAAUAUUCAGUUUUGUGAAUCAAAUUUAUUUUAUAUGCCAACAUCUAUGAAAGAAAGAGCCAGGCCACAGAGCGUGAUGCGUCAUUUACGCACAGAUGGUUCCAAUUUUAAUGCCAUUAUUGGGAUUUAUGUUGUGAUCUGUGCGCUCAACCCACCUUUGUCACGUGAGGUUUAAAUAUAUGCAACUUUAUGUGAGUGUCUUUAUUUGUGGAAAAGGGUGUUUUUCUUACCAGUGGGUCCAACUUUACACACACCAAAUCCAUCUGUGCUCAUAUGAGAGAGUGUGGAGGACGCCCAAUGCGGCGCUUACAGUGACACUUGUUGAGGAGCUGCCCUUUGUCGCCAUCGUGUGGCAGAACUGUCUUCAGACAUCUCUUGAUCUCUUUGACUACUUCACGAAAAUACUAACAUGCCUCGCCGGUGGCGGAUUUAAAGGCAAGGAGAGGAGCUUAUGUGAUAGGUGAAAACUGGUCUCGGCUGUGUUAAAUCCACUCCACGCCCUCCCUCCUCCCUCGCAAUGAUUUACGCCACUGGGAGGAGCUGAGUUAGGGAGGGGGGAUACUUACGCCGGGCUGCGCUGCUCACCAAAAUACCAAAUUGUGCUUGGGAAUGCCUUGUCGGCGCGGCGGAUCUGACUUACGCCGCGCUUGCGGCACGUCUCCGGCGAGGCACGAAAAUAGAGCCCUAUCAGUGACAAGAUCAAUUAUACCCAAUUAGUAUUUUCCAGGGCAGUAACUCAUGAUGAAUGAAUGGUUUAAACAUUACAAGACAGCGCGAUGUCACAAAACACAUGAAUUGCAUUUUUAGAUGGGCCUGAAAUAUAAAGAUAUGAAACCAGUGCUCGCACUGUGUCGCACAAGGACCAUUGGAAAACCUGAUACAAAGGGACACUUUGGUCGCUAAGUUCAUUCAUCCCUGAGCUCAGUAAAGUUUUCACACAUUCAACCUGCUAAAGGCCAAUAACUCAUCAGAUAAAUGUUGCUUUUACUAAAUCAGGCAGCUCAUUUUCAUCAAUAUGAGCUGUCCUGCAAGCUGACCAACCAAUGUUUGUUACUGUGCACAAGAGCGCAGAGGUCUUCAUAAAUUCCUCAGGAUUAAGCUGAAUUUCAAAGUUAUGUUUUUGAACAUUUAUUGCCUUUAUUCAGAGAGGGUAGGCCACAAAACAAGGAGAGAGAGCUGGGAGUGACAGGCCAACAGCUUGAAGAAUAACCUCUGUAUAUAGGGCAUAGACAGCCAGGCCAGCAGGGCCCCAACCUUGAGGAAGCUCGAGGAGAAAAGGGGGUUUCACAUGAGUAGGAUUGAAACAGGGGAGAGAAAGACUACUUUGUCCAUAGGGGGCACCAAAGUCAACAAAUACCAGAAAUGACUUGCAGGAGCUUUUAGCACACUUGACAAUGAGUAACUGAAAAGACAGAUUUGGUUUUGUUAAAGGAAUAAAAGGAUCAUUCAUGUGAAGAUGAUAAAAAGUCUGUUAAAAUAAAAAAAAAUGAAGAAGUAAUCUAAGAGGAUGAAGUAUAUAAAGGAGUGUGAGUGUAAGAGCAGGUAAAGCGUAUCAAAGUCCUGAUGAUAAUAGAGAAAAUUCACUUUUAUGUCCAAAAGGAAUGAUUUCUUCUUGUUUCACGCUCAUUAUCCAAAGGCAGACUAUGUUUGUGAGGCUGCUUCUGUCUUUAACUGUAAAACCAUGAAAAACAAAACAGACUCUUAAAAAAGAUUGACAAACUGUGAUGGAGACAUGCAUACUUAUAUAAUUCCUCAUUUACUAAGCCUGUUUUUUCUCCUUGUGCAGGAUGAGCUGGAGAGCUACUCUUUCAAAUCCAUCUACCGCUGUAGUGCCAUAAACACAGAGAAACACUUCUCAUCCCUGCUGCUCUUAGUGUGCCAGAGUGCAGACCAGAAGAAGCCGGACAUUCAAUUCUUUAACUGCGAGACAGUUAAGGUGAGUAAAGGCCUGACACUUAUGCUGCUUCCUCACUGUCGGAUCUGACUCAGCCUGAAAUUGUCAGCCUGUUUCAGGUUUGACAAGAGAUGCCACUUCCAGAUUCUUUUUUUUUUUUUCCUUUUUACAGGCAGAGCAGAUUUGUGACGAAAUUGCACACGCAGUAUCGGAUUCCUCCAACCGCAGGAGUAAAACGGUCCUGGAUCCACUGAGGUACAGGGAAUGUUAUGAUCAAAUUCUUUGAAACAUAUGAUCAAAAAAGCUCACAUAGAAACUUUGAUUUGAUGUGAGCUGUGAAAUUUAAGCGUGGAAGAAAGUAUGUUUCAGUCUGAAGGUGUGUAUGUUUACCCUCACUGUACAAGAGGAACUGAAUGGACAGUGAAAAAAUACAAAACCCUCAGCCGAGCAAGAGACAAGCCCAUAUAUUACGUAACAGUUUGAUCUAUCUCCCAUUAAAUCUCUUUGUUUUCCUCUUUUUUACUCCUAUUAUGAUUUAUUUCCCUCUGAGUCGAAGCAGCCCAUCAGCAUGCACCUGUCUGAGUGAGAGAGAGAGAGGGGAAGGGAGGGGGGGACAGGGAGGACAGUGUAAACAGCUGAGAGAAAGAGAGACUUGUUUUACCGGUUUGUACAUAACUUAACAAGGUGUGACGAAGAGAGCAAGGCCACUGAGACAGAGAGAGAGCAGAGACACCGCAGGAGGGAUGACAGUAGGGCUGUGCAGGAUUGGGGCCUGAGAGGAAUAUUUGCUUUAAAAGAAAAGGACAAGGACAUACACUGGUGGUAAGAUGGAUUAAUGUUUUUUUGUUUUGGGCUUUUGGAUGCGAAAUGAAGAAAAACAAAAGUAAAGUUCGGGUCAGAAUUUGAAGAGAUUUUCAUAUGUGUGCACAAGGAGAGGCAAACAAGGAGACAUUUUCAUCAAGAGCGACCUUUUCGUUUGCUUUAAAAAUACUUUGUUGCUUUCAUAAUUUGUUUAAAAGGAGGCUCUAGACUGAGGAGUGCAGAUCAGUGUAUUCUAUAGUCAUGACUAAGCACAGUCACAUUGUUUACACUACUUUCAUGGUGGAAUAAGGGCUGCUGGAUUGAAUUUCAGAGGCUUCACAUUGUGUCUGUUGUGUCAUCUGGGUGGAAAUCCUCCAUGGCUGCAACUAUUUGACUCUGUCAGAAUGAAGAUGAGCCUCUCUCUCUCUCUCUCUCUCUCUCUCUCUCUCUCUCUCUCUCGCUCUCUCUCCAAUCAAGCGUGUUGUCAUGAGCACAGGUUUGACUUCUUCAAGGGUGUUACCUGCUGAGUGAGCAGACUCAGCACUCAUCCAGAGCACAACCUGUGGGAAAACAUUGUGUACGCAGGUUUUAAACUCCGCUUUUGUUUGCUGUAGGAUUCCUCACAGUGGUGGAGAGAUGAUUGACCCAUAUGAGAUCCCAAGCCCCCCCAUUGCACAUGCUCCAAACCCCCCGCCAAUUAACCCCCCACCUUACCCAGGACUCAGAGGUAAGAUAAGAAAAUUCCCAUGUCAAUAACAGUAAAGCUCUCUGAUGUGACAGUUUUUCAGUGAUAACAGGGUAAAAAGAGGAAAAGAGAGAUGGAAGAAGUAUUUGAGGUGUGAGGCUUGCAGAGGAACAGAGAUAGCUUUGUGUAUUUGUGUGUUUAAGGGAGGGGGAGUGGGUUUCAGGGGUAAAAGGGGGGCAGGGACUCCAAAUGCAGCAAUGAACAUGGAUGAACCGAAUCCUUUCCUCUCUUCCAAAAUAGCAAACGGAGUAAAUGGCGGGCCUGAUAUCUCCUUCCUGCGAGCAGAGAGAGAAGUGGUAAACGUCAUUUUCACUCUUUUUGAUAUUUCUUUAUCAUGUCUUUAAUCUAAAGAGUGGAAUUGAAGCAGUUCUCUUUCUUCAGGGCAUCCUCAAUCACUGCUUUGAUGACAUUGAGAGCUUCAUGGGAAAGCUGCAGCAGACCGCAGAGGCUGUGACGGUGCUGAACCAGAGGAAGAAGAAGAAGAAGAAAAGUAAAAAGCAAACCGCAGACGGUGAGAAGAGAUAAAUGAAUUUGUACGUUUUGAAAUGUCUCCUGUUACUGCUACUGACUGAUCAGUGUGUGGCUUUUUUAUUUUCGACCAAACAGAGGAUCUACUCACUGCAAAGGCUCGACCCCCACCCGAGGAAGAGUUCAUCGAUGUCUUCCAGAAGUUCAAAUACUGCUUCAGCCUGCUGGUGUGUAUUUCUUCAUAUCAGAUCUCUUCUUACUCAUUUAAGUAUGCUAUAAAAUUAACUCCUGUCUACAUUUCUCUUAAGGCUCGUCUAAAAUCAACGAUUGCCAACCCUUCAUCAGAGGAGCUGGUGCACCAUGUGUUCAAACCUUUGGAUAUGGUAAGUGAUCAUAUAAAAAUGAGAGGAAGUUUUCUUUAUUUAAGCUUUUUUUUUUUUUUUACAGAGAGCAAAAGUACAAAAUGUGAUUUGUGGAGUUAAAAGAGAUAAGCAAGAUAACUGAAUACAAAACAUUCUAAGAUAGUAGAUAGUAAAUAAAUGCAAUUGAUAAGGACUUGCUACUCGUGAAGAGAUUAAAGGCUCAUUCUAGGUUAAUAAAAUAAUUGUAAAGUCAAGUGAUUUUGCACUAAUUGAAACUCUCAAUGAAUGUUAUAUUUCAUUUCUACCAAGCCUAAAUGCUGCUACAUGCUACACACUGUACUUUUUACUUGUAAAGCUCAGAUGCAUCUACAGCAACACAUACUUUUGUGUUAAAGUGUCCACAUCACUCUGCACAACUGCCUGAUCUCUAUGCAAGUCAUAUUGCCUGUUUCUGGCUUGGUGACAUUCUCGGCCUGACGAUGCACAGGAAACUGCGGUGACUGAACGUGAGCUGGUUUAAGGCUGAGUGAUGUGCAGAGGCAUUCUGGCUGGUAGAGCAACAAGAUUGACCUUUUCGUUCAGUGUAAUAAUGAAACAUGGAUAGCAUGAAAAGAGGGACAGGAUGACAGCUUCCCAAAAGUGAAACCAACACUUUUGGCUCCCUCUUGUAACUGGCCACAGGAAGUGAUAGAGCCAGCUUCCUGCUUGAAAAUACACCUAUCUUUAUGAUAAAAUGCAUCAGAUCCCUAAUGUUGGUACAGUCCACAGCAAAACUGAUCUCUGUGUCAGUUUGAAGCAGACACAGUUAUUUAAAGUUUAGUGUUUGUUAUAUUUUCUCUCUCUCUCUACUUUUGCUCAGGUUAGAAGUUGUAUAAUUUGAUUUUAAAGUUUGACCCAUGUGUCAUCUGUUUACAUGGACUUUAUAAUCUAUUCUGCAGCCAGUCGCCUAGGGGGCCUUCAAAUUUGGCUUCACUUUUAGGGAACUGUUGCCUUGUCCGUCUUUUACAACAUAGAGAAAUAGUUGGUACACAGGGCAAAUAAACAGGAGCAGACAGUUUGGUUUAUAAGCAGAUGAGUAGAUAAUGUGGUAUUUAGGUCUAAGUUUGGCGGUAAUGGUUCAAAGAAGGAUUGUAUGUUGUUCUCUGAGCUGUUAUCAGGUUUGCAUGUGGAAAAAAAAAACGUUAGCAUGUGUCAUGUGAAAACAAAAGAAAGGCGUCACUGUACUCAAGCCAUGUUGCCAGAAACCGCAUGUUCCACUCAGUGUUGACACAAGGCAGGCAGCUCCAUGAUUGCAAUGCUAAACACCUGAAGCUUCAGUGGACGUCUUUUCUCUUUUGGUUCAGCUUCUUUUGUCGUUUUAAACAUUUAAUUGAUCGAAGCUGAACCACCUUUUUUGGGGAUUGAUGCCACGAUGCUGCUGAUUGCUGCUUUGAGUUAAAUCCAGGUGUAUUACAGCUGUCAAAAACUCUUUCACCAUCACAAUGAAGCCUGUAUUUCUCUUUUACUUUAUAUUCCUUUAACAUAUCAAUUAAAAUCUCGUAGUUGCUUCUUAUACAAUUUAACCAAUUAUCAGAUUUAGUCUUUACUCUUGAGACCAUGAGUUUGCAGAGACUAUUAGAAGUAUAUCUCGAAUACAUGUAACUGAUUCACAUUAAAAUGUCAGGAAUUUCAAGUGUGUCAUGUUUAGCCUGAAUCAGUCAUCCAAUAAAAGAAUCAAAGGGUGUAACGGGCGUGUUUGCUUUGUGUACACUGGCACUCCUGAGGGGAAACAGUCACAUAUUUCUGACGUUGUACAUGUUAAUUGUUCUUUUGGGAUUGAAUGUGUGGAUGCACUUAUCCGUCUGCACAGCACAGUCAUGUUGUUGCAGAGUGGGAGCAUUAAAGCUGCUUUUGUCCCAUCAUGAUGUUCACAGAUGGUGAAAACUACAGGGGGACCAGGUCUGGGGGCCUCAGUGUCCAGCCCUGCCAUGACCACCUCUGCUGUCUCUCUGCUUCAAGACACCCUGAAUGAGGGAGAGAGGCAGCUGUGGACCUCUUUGGGUCCCAAUUGGACACUCCCACGGUCAGUAAAAUAAUCACUGUGUCAGCACGCUUACCCACGGUAAACCCAGAUACAUUUUGUGUGGAGAGAUAACCCAGCUUCUGUCUGAUGAACAAGCAAAUUUUUGGGGCUUAUAAGACUAAAACUAGCUGUUAUAAAGCUGUAAGGUUCCAGGAGGAGCAGCGUCGUGACUCUCCUCUCUUGUGCUGUCUCUCAGCUCUCAGCUCAGAGGCCCUGUAGCUCCGUACACCCCAGUGUUUCUGGACGGUUGGAAGCCGGAAGCCUUGAGGGCAGACGGGCAGGUUUGGGAGGAUCCGGUUGAGUCACAGCAUAGACACGAAGACCUCCAAGCAAAACAAGAGGUAUGAAAUACCUACGUGAGUGUGAAAUAUGGGUUACACACAUGCUCAGUAGAGUCAGAGAAGAGCAAAAUAGGCAAAGCUAUGGCAUAGAAGUACAAUAAUACCUAAAUAUCAGGUGUAACAAACACAGUCGUGUCACAAAAGCUGAAUCCUCCAGUAGAUCCAGGAUAUUCUUUCAAUGAGCAGCUGCUUGCUCUUAAAGGACCUUGCAUUCCUAUGGGGUUAACCACAAUGAAAACAUGGAUCAUUUCACUUUCUGUGGUCCAGAGUUUAAUGCUCCAAGCAAUUGCAAGUAAUCAAGUAACGACAUAUUUGUGUUGUGAGCUUUAGUACUCUGAACUCAGCUUUCAGGCUUCGAAAUGCAGCCAAAAAUGUGGAUACAAAACUCCUGAUUUAUCUCAUCUUUCACAAUCCCUGCAAUUUGGAUUUGUAACAAGUUUCAUGUUUGCACUGAUUAUUUGGGUUUUUCUAUCUAUCUGACUUCUCUGUAGUAUCCAAGGUGGUACAGUGAGAUCUUCUGGAGAAAGAAAACAAAUCUUUUCUAGAAACUAAACUCUAUUUUUAGGAAUUUUAUCCCCCCUGAUUGUCUACACUAGAUUGAUAUCCAAUGUCCUUUAAUACUGAUGAUUUAAUGAUUGGGCUAAUGUAAAGCACUGUUGAACUUGAAUUAUAAAAGUGCACUUCAAAUGCAGAUUUGUAUUAUCAGAAUUAUUCCUUUGAAAAUAUUUAUGUAUUGCUGGUGGUCAUUUUGAGGCUUUGGAUCUAUAUAUUCAUAUCAGAUGGUAAUGGAAUUUUAUGUAUAGAGCACUUUCUGGUCUUUUAAAGCACUUUUACACUUUACUUGUCACAUUCACACCAAUUCAUACACCAAUUUCAGAGGAUACCACAGCAAAAGACUAUCAGUGUUAAUCCGCAAAUCCCACUCUACCAAUGAGCCUCAGCCUUCCUUAAAAUCAUAUCAAUCCCUGUGGAUGAAGUCUUAACUUUUGUACUUAAGGAUGUUCUAAAGCGACCAAUUUUUUAUCUUUAGAUGGACAUUGAAAUUCUGACAAACUAAUCUUAAACUUUGAGAAAACAGUCCAAGCACUUUUUAAAAAUACAGCUAAACAUAUGAAUGCCAAGUCUGUGGGUAAAUAAUGCCCAAUUAGUUUGCAAAGAGUGGCUAAUGAUAGCAGAGCUAGCACCACCAGCCUUUCACCUACAAAUUACUUCAUCCCCAUUUUCUUGAUCAAACUACAGCUAAAUCUUCCUCCACUAUGAGAUGCAAUCUGUCACCAGUGUAGAAGAGCAUUACAGUAUUAUGAAUGUCAUCUUUAACUGGGUUGCAGCCCAUGUAGUCUAAAUUUCAAAGGUUCUUCAAAACAAUUAGUUGUAUGUUACCUGUGGCGACUUCAGAGAUGAUGACUUUGAACCGUUUCGUUGACUAAACACACACAUCCCUAUCUGUAAUGUCAACAGUGCUUUCUAUUCUACAUAAAACAAAUUUUAAAGAGGUUAUUUACCAAAAGUGACAAAGUAUACAAAUUAAAGGUCCUAUAGGGGGUUUUUCAUGGUCGUAAAACAGACUGAGAUUAAUAUUAAAGCUUCCAUAUGGCCUGCAAAAGUAAACAAGAUCAUUAGUGACAAAACUGAGUAUUCCUUGAUUAUUUCUGGUGCCUGAAACCUUUGCUAGGAAGUAGGAGUCAGACAAAGCGAUCAGCAGCAUGCUACAAAAACAUCUCAUUCACAUUUGCCAAAAAUAUCUAUGAAUUUGGGGGUUAAAUGACAACGAACUUGAAUAGUACAAAAUCAGCAAAUAUAUCAAAGGUACCACUUUGUCCACAGGGGGCGCCAAAAUCAGUACAACCAGAAGUUUUGAAGUUUGACUUUCUUUCCCGUCUAUGUCUCUGUGUUCCUGUGUGUAUGUUAGCAUUGUACUCACGAACCUUUCUCUUAUUUUCACCCACAGUCAGCACCAGACACCCACAUCGGUAGUGAAACGUAGGUGACCUUUAACAAUAAAAAUCACUUAUCUGUUGUGGUUCAUCCCUGACUGCAUGAUAACAGUGUCUGCGACCUUCCCUCUCAGAGACAGCAGUGGACCAACAGAUCCUGAGAGGCUCUACAGCUGCACGUAUGACUUCAUCGCCAGGAACAGCAGUGAGCUGUCAGUGCAGCAGGGGGAAGCACUGGAGGUGAGGGGCCCAAAUAAUAUAUGUUAACUCAAACUGCUCAUGGUGCAUUCAGGAGCUUGUUAUGAAGCUAGUUGAUCAGAAAUUGUUAUCAAAUAUCUAAUUUUUGAUCAAAUGGUAUCUCAAAAUACUGACAAACAUCAUCCUACAGGUGAUCGAAUCAUCCAAGCGUUGGUGGAAAGUUCGUAAUCGCUUUGAUCAGGUUGGAUUUGUCCCCUUCAACAUCCUGGAACCCAUGGCCCACAUAGACAGCCCCCCACCUGUCAAUAAACCCCCCAGUGUAAGAAAUGUAAAAUCAAACAUACACAUGCACGCAAACAUGAACCACGCAGCCUCAAAGGUACACUGCCACCUGCACAUACCUGGCUGAAUUCCAGUCUUGUUUCCUCUCCACAUUCCUGCAGGCUCCAGCUCCGCCUCCUCUAACCAAGACUUACACCCCAGUCCCACCCAGCCCCCCUGCUCUACAACAGGCCCCCACACACUCCCCUCAGCGCCCACGCAGCCUGCCUCCGUACAACCAUCAUGUACCAGCUGCUGCAGAGGACCCAGAAAACAAAGGUAGAGAAACAGAGUGUGUUUCUGUGGUAGACGUGACUGUGUCAGAGAGCUGUAACGAGACAGACUGUCUCUGUCCCAGUUACUCUGUGUGCGUGCGUGCAUGUGUGUGUGUCUGUGUGUGUGCGUCAGAGAUAUAAGCACAAAGAUAAACAAAGAGUGGGCUGAAGCAAUCGAACAUCUUAGUUAAAUAAUGUUUUUAUCUUACCCGUGUGCUCUUUGAAAGAAAGUCUCAUUGUACAUAUAACCCUGAUUCAAUAUGAUUUGGUUAAAGUAUUAUCAGCUUCAAAGUUUCAGAAACAAAUUUGCAAAAGCCUCAUUUCACAAAGGAUUACAUACAAAUUCAAAAACACAACCUGUAAUCUGAGCUGUACUCCAACACUUAAAGUAUAUAUAGUGUUUAGUAAUUAGCUGCUUUAGCAGAAUCGACUUUGAAAAACAGAAUAUGAACUCCACUAGAAUGUUUAAUAAGGGCGUCACCAUCUGGAUACAUGAACUAAGAAUGAACCUUUUCAGAUCCACAUAGGAGCAGGUCCUUUUUAAGGGGUCAGCGAGUGGGACCCAUCAUACGUCAUGGUUUAGCCAAUAUUUGCAUGGAAAGUCCAGUCUAAAAGUUCCUAAAAGUGAUCAGCCAAGCAGGAAAAUUCAAGUUGUCUUGCACACUGUUGACCCAAACAGCUGAUCAGUGCCGUUUAUCUCAAAUUAUCGAGUAUCUCUACACCAGUGUUAAAACAAAGAUAAAGCAGGCUGUGUCUGUUUGACUAAAAGGAGCCUCUGGCCUAGAGAGCAGCAUAGGCAGUGUGACUGGACCAAACCCAAGGAAGAUUAAUGUUCCUAUGAGAUACCAAAAAGGGCUGCUUGAGGAUUUGUAAUUAUUGAUCACAUGAGCAUCUCUCACAGACCCAGGAAGUAUGUGUUGCCAGAGUUGCAAGAAUCAUCAAUCUGUGGACACAUUUUUCAGAUUCUGACUUGACACGGAUGAACUCUGUGUCUUCAGUUUGACAUGUCAUUGUAAUUAAUCAAAAAAAAAAACAACAAAAAAAAAAAAAAAAAUGUGGCAAAAAAUCUCAGCACAAGGUUGCACAGGUACACAGAUACAGGUAUCUUGAUAAACAGUUAAUUUCAGGUUGAAGUACAAAUUAAAGUCCAUGUUUUUCAAUAUUUUUUUUUGCACCAAAGAUUUAAAUAUCUUUUUUUUUUGAUCAUCUACAAUGUUUCAGUCAUGUUGGUGAAUGACGAGCUGCUCCAGAGGCUGACAAAUGGGAAGACCACUCUGAACAGACCUCUGAACAUCCCUCGCUCCUCAGAGACGUCUGUGCCCCUGGACUACCACUCUCCUCCAGAGGAGGUGGGCGAGUGGCUGCGAGGAAAAGGCUUCAGUGAACCGUGAGUGGCCUCAGAUCUGUUUACACACUCGGAGUGCUGCCAGUACACUCAUACAAUGCUAUUCUUUCCUUUGGAGGGGCUACAAUAAUAACCUCAUUCCUUAAAUAAUAACAAAUAAAAGAUGAAGAUCUCCUGGAAGAAUAUUACCUAAUGUUAAACAUAACAGAGACGGAAAUGCUGCCAGUCCAGCAGCUCUAGGUGUUUUACUUUUCUGGCUUUUGGCUCUGAAGUUGUUUGUGUCUUUUGCCCUCCAGAACAGUGACAUGUUUAGGAGUGCUGACAGGCGCACAGCUCUUCUCCCUCAAUAAGGAGGAGCUACGGGCUGUGAUACCAGAAGAGGGCGCCAGAGUGUACAGCCAGCUCACAGUGCAGAAAGCGCUGCUGGAGGUGAGUUGAAGAACAAUUAUUAAGACCCAAAGCCUGGAUUUCUAUUCUCCGUUUCAUUAAGCACAUUAAACACAGAACUACUGAGUGAUCACAGAAUCAUUAGACAAUCAUAAUUAAAAAGAGCAAAGAAUUUAAAGGGAAUCCUUGAUUUGGAGGAACAGUCACAGGAAUAUGUGUCUUCUUCGCUUGGCAAAAAAUCAUGUCUUGACUGAAACUGUGAGAAGCUGAAGUUGUUGACUAAGAACCCAGAGCUUUCUGAAAAAGUUCUAAGUUGUUUAACGUAAGAUCUGUGUCUGCAGGAUGCCAGGAGAGCCACUGAGCUGGAGGCUGUGAUGGAGAAACAGAAAAUGAAGGUGGAUCUGAAACUGGAGAGCAGCACAUUGUAAAUCCAGACUUGAAGAAUCAUGUUCUCCUGGGAGUCACUUCACCGUGAACUCCUGAAUCAUUGAAUAAAGAUCACUAGCAAACAUGUUACAGUGACUUAACUUGCUCUAUGUCAAAACUCUGAUUUUGAAACCAAGCCUUUUGGGCAGGACAACAGUGAUGUCACAUUUGAAUACUGACAGGCGCUAACCAAGUGAGAUGUUUUAUCAUUUAUCUGUAAUGUUGUUGAGUUUAAUGUAAAUAAUAUUCUUUGGUCUUAUUUUGACCCUUUGGGUAAAGACUAACUUACAAUGUAUUUAUCUUCAUUAUGUCCUUGAUAAAAAAAACAUGAUUACCAUGAUGUGAUUAAAAGAAAAAAAGACAGAGACAACAGAAUUAAAAUGGUGGGAUUUUUUAAUAGAGACUUGAAAGAAAGAUUUUUCGGGCAAACAUAGACAGAAUGACUGCACACAUGAGGCAAAGCGAUGCAUCCAUUAAAAUCUGAUUGCAAUAACAGAUUUAUUCACAGAGGAAUCUGUCCAAACGGGGCAAAUAUUUAACUGAUGAACUUGACUAAUAAAAAACAUAUAUACAAUUUUAA
Molecule: messenger RNA, 13455 nt
Organism: Xyrichtys novacula (pearly razorfish)
Lineage: Eukaryota; Metazoa; Chordata; Actinopteri; Labriformes; Labridae
Source: the annotation of a GenBank genome assembly